AUUAAAAGCUUUCGCCAAAGUGUCCUCCCUCACAUCUCUCGUCCGCUCACGAGUUCCGCUGGAGAGGUGUUCGCUUCAGUGACUUCUGAUUGGAAUGAUCUGGGAGCUUCAUAUAAAAGGACACAGCUCACAUUGGUGCGCCUUCAGUGUGACUCUAGUCGACGCAGGAUAAAGUGCUCGCUUUUCACGGUGAUGCUCAAGGAGUAAGAAGACAAAAAUUCCCAAGUGGAGCACAAGUCAAUUUUCUCGCAAAGAGUGCGCGCCCCCGCCUUUAGCAAAAAUGCUAUUUCUCCGAAUGUUUCCACUUGCAUUUCUCACCGUUCUCUGUGGACUUUGUGUCAGUGCGGAGUACCACGGGGAUGUGGGUGUGGGUAUUUCCCCGUGGACCUACAGCAAUAUACAGCGUAUUCAGAGUCUGGAGGAGAGAAUCAAUCAGUAUCGACGAUUCAUUAUUCAUCUCUUUGGAAAAUUACCCGGAUCUUGUGAUUUGCUGAGAAUCUUUGAGGAAUACUCCACUCCUCAAUUCCCCGAUCACUCCCCGGACAUUCAGCACCUAAUUGAGAAGCUUCAACCACCCACAGCGGAAAAUCACGCCGAAACCCGCCUCCCAACAGACCCCAAAAAGAAUCUCCUGGACAUUCUGGACAUCUACUUGGAUUUUACAGCCUACGUCAUGGACCCCGUGUCCACGGAGGGCAUAGAACGCAGCCUCCGGCGAGGCUGUGAGACAGACCUUCUCACCAACCCUGCGGAUAAACGCAGCGAUGAGAAGGUUGUGGGGAAGAAAAUAAAGUUUCACUCCUGGGGUGGGAAGAGGCACCAAGUGAAUCUGGACAGUGGUGCGUACAGGAUCAUCACAAGGACCCCAUUUCACUCCUGGGGCGGAAAGAGAGCCGCGAUGGAUUCGCCCUAUGACUUUUACUAGAAAUCACCUCUUUUUCCAUGUCAGUCCUCCGUAAAUAAGUGUAAAUUUGAAGCGUCAUGCAAAUAAAUAUCCAUGUCAAAUGAUUCUAGGAGCAAA
Messenger RNA from Lutzomyia longipalpis, 1021 nucleotides. Its product is annotated as leucokinins-like. The transcript is spliced from 2 exons. The record is from RefSeq and is a predicted model, not a curated record. Lineage: Eukaryota; Metazoa; Arthropoda; Insecta; Diptera; Psychodidae. Bases 281 to 925 code for a protein of 214 amino acids.